UUUGGAUUUCCAGCAUCCGCAGUUUUUUUGUUUUUAUUUUUGUACUCUUGAGAGCACCGCCUAUGGCGUCCACAAGGCCGACGCCCUGUACUGCGUCGACACUUCCGGCCUGCUGACGCACUGUGACGUGACGUGCCUUCGCCUGCUGACGGAAGUGACGCCAUGACGCCGGAGACCGGGCCCCCGGCGAGGAGGAGGAGGGACGAAAGUGAAAUGUCGGACCUGUUCGUGAAACCAGGAAACCAGGAGCGAGGCUGGAAUGAUCCCCCUCAGUUUUCGUAUGGGUUGCAGACACAAGCACAGCGUCCCAGGAAACAUUUUCUCACUAAGAGGGUACCAGCACCUCAGUUGGAAAAACCAAAAGUUUGUGGACCAGCUGGAAUUCCUCCUGCAAUUAUACCAUCGGGCCCUUCCGUAGCCCAUGAGAAGAUGCCACCGCCACCACCUCCAAAGCAAUCUAGUCAGUCCAACAGUUGUAAACCAGUGCAGAGUGCUACAGUUAUGUCUGAUUGUGAAGUAAAUGUGGAAGAUGUUUUAGUUCCAUUGAAUAAAGCACUGGAGGCUUGUAGGAAAACUGUUAAGAAACAAGUUUGUGAUGAUAUUGGUAGAAGGCUAAUAAUACUCCAGGAUAUGUGGCAAUCGGGAAAGCUAUCUGUAUCAGUGCAAAAAAGGAUGCAACUGCUCACACUAGAAAUGGAGCAAUGCAAUUGGGAUUCUGCUGAUGAAAUCCACAGAUCUUUAAUGGUUGACCAUGUGAAUGAAGUUGGACAGUGGAUGGUCGGAGUGAAACGCCUCAUUGCUGAAACUAAAAAUCUACCAUCUGACCUUACUGACAAUGGAAACAAAGAUUAAGAGUUAGAGGCUGAGGUGCUAUGUUGAAACCAUUCAUGGUGAUCCAACUGAUAAUACUGUUCUUCAGUGAGAAUGUAGUCAAGUACCAAAAUUAUAAAACCUUGACAACAGGAAUAAGGAAAAGACAAUACUUGUUAAUGAUUCCUGCACUGAGCAGGAAUGAAAGCAUGUAUUCAGGCUGUAUUCUUAUCUUAAGACUGUUCUAGAGUUUACAAAAGCACUUUAGUCUUAAAGAAAUGGACUGAGCUUUUCAAUGACUUGGCCACUCUUAGGCCACCAGGAAGCUGCUGCAAUGAUUAAAUCCUUUCCGAGUAUUCUGUUUGGAAGGCGAGUGUCAGAUGUUGACUAUAUCAGUUUCCUCUGCCACAGAGAGUGCAGCCAAGCCUCAUUACUACAAGAACAUAGGGCUCUUCCAGAGACGCUUUUUUCCUUUUACAUGGCUUGUUUUACUGACAUCUGUAGAAAUGAGAUUUCGAUUUAACUUUACCACAAGUAAUUCAGAAAUUGUGGCCUUCCUGCUGCAUUUUAUAUUUUUAAAACAAUCAUUAAAGAUUCAAGGUGAAGAGUCAUCUUGAAAUAGCUUUG
Messenger RNA from Carcharodon carcharias (great white shark), 1437 nucleotides. RefSeq names its product steroid receptor RNA activator 1 (gene sra1). The record is from RefSeq and is a predicted model, not a curated record. Bases 163 to 852 code for a protein of 229 amino acids. Gene Ontology annotation, cellular component: nucleus. The transcript has 5 exons. Lineage: Eukaryota; Metazoa; Chordata; Chondrichthyes; Lamniformes; Lamnidae. Gene Ontology annotation, biological process: regulation of transcription by RNA polymerase II.